CUAGCGGGACCAUGAUAUUAGAGGAUGGUGGCAAAUCGUUCCUGCGCGUGAGCCUUGUGUGGAAGCUCGCGAUCCUCUUCGUUGCUGGAGUGCUUGGAGUCUACCUCUUCCUUUCGCGAGCCGACCAUGGCCUGAGCUACCAUAGCCUGAGGCUUGAUCCGCUUCUACAAGCCUGGAGAAAGGAGGAUUUCUGCCCCCAGCGAUUCGCCAAGCUUGAGUUUGCACAGCACUAUCCCAGGCCCAAGACAUACUCCAGGGGCGAAUGCGCUUGUACUCCUGUGCACAACUUUGUCAUCCUGUCCACGCAGCGAUCCGGAAGUGGAUGGUUUGAGACUCUGCUAAACAGUCACCCCAACAUCACCUCGCAUGGCGAGAUUUUUUCCGUUCGUCCGCGACGCCACAACUUCUCCAUUGUUUCGCACACUCUCGACGCUCUGUACAAUCUCGACUGGCACAACAGCGCUUCGAAGAACUCGUGCACGUCGGUGGUGGGCUUUAAGUGGAUGCUAAACCAGGGUGCUAUGGAGUAUCGCAGCGAGGUUUCAAGCUACUUCAAGAGACGAGGCGUUUCGGUGAUUCUUCUCAUUCGCCGGAAUGGACUCAAGCGUCUCAUCUCCAUCCUCGCCAAUGCCUACGAUCGCAGGCAGCCAAUGAAUGGAACUCACGUCUCACACGUCCACUCCGAAGAGGCGGCCGAUCUCCUCGCGUCUUACAAGCCGACCGUCGACGUCGCAUUCCUGAAGAACAACUUGGAUCGCUACGACCUCAUGAUCAAGAACGCGCUCCGCGCUUUCGAGGGCACCCGCUUGCUGGUCAUUUACUACGAGGACUUUGUCAAGAACCGAAAGGAGAUGCAACGAACCGUCCAGGAGUUUUUGAGCGUUCCAGUGAUGAGGCUGCGAAGCAGGCAAUGGAAGAUCCACCGGGGGCCACUCUCGCAGUCGAUAACCAACUGGAAGGAAGUUUUCCGGGAGCUCAAUGGAACUUCAUACCAGGGGUUUCUCGCCGACGACGACUAUAGCUGAUAGGAAAAAUUCGUUGUAUUCUUUUCUCCCCAUCCAUCGAUCUAACCUUUGCUGUAAA
Messenger RNA from Selaginella moellendorffii, 1083 nucleotides. RefSeq lists its product as uncharacterized. The transcript has 6 exons. Bases 12 to 1025 code for a protein of 337 amino acids. The record is from RefSeq and is a predicted model, not a curated record. NCBI's taxonomy places the organism in Eukaryota, Viridiplantae, Streptophyta, Lycopodiopsida, Selaginellales, Selaginellaceae. Gene Ontology annotation, molecular function: sulfotransferase activity.